Dermacentor andersoni is the source of this 10530-nucleotide messenger RNA. RefSeq names its product membrane-associated guanylate kinase, WW and PDZ domain-containing protein 1-like. Gene Ontology annotation, biological process: signal transduction. NCBI's taxonomy places the organism in Eukaryota, Metazoa, Arthropoda, Arachnida, Ixodida, Ixodidae. Gene Ontology annotation, molecular function: protein binding. Gene Ontology annotation, cellular component: cytoplasm. The record is from RefSeq and is a predicted model, not a curated record.
CGGGAGCCGGAGCCGACGACGGAACGGACGGAAAACGUUACGGCGCAUGCGCAGAAGCGGCGCGCCUGCUUUUCCGGACGGGGAAAUCUGAGUGUCCGGUUUGUUUAUGUAGACCCGAGUGAUGGAAUUCUUUCUUUUUUGGUCGGUGCCACUCGGAAUUGGAUGAAGAUCACUUUCGACGGGAUCGCCGAACGACCCGCGCGUUGUCCGGCGACAGCACCGGUGCUUGGUUUUGAUGUGUGUAGACGCCAGAGAGCAUGAGACGCGGAGACGGUGCUCGUUUCGACAUUAGGCCUAGCGCCUCGCUGUGUUGUGCCCCGGAGAAAUACUACAAGUGUGCGCCGUCACCGCCGUCGAAAUGAUGUCCAAGCAGGAGUCAAAGUCACACACAGGCUCGAACCAAGUCAGAAAGGAGUACAGCUCGUGGAGCCAGGCCAUCUAUGACGCGGUGCUGACCGCCGAUGACAACGGAAAUUUGAACUUGACCGUCGACGGUGGCUCCGACCGGGGCGAGUUCGCUUACUUUAGUUGUGUUAAUUUCGAUAAAGUGAAUUUCCUGAGCGGCCGAAUCGAAGACGGCGACACGAUCUUGGAGAUCCAAGGACAUCGUGUGGCUGGUUACACGAGAAACGACGUGCUGUCGCUACUCAACUACAGCGCACGAAACGACAGUGCCGUGUCAGUGCGAUGCGUCAGAGCAGGGCACCUUACCAAGGACUUGAGGCAGUACCUGAACACCCGCUUCCAGAAAGGUUCCAUCGACCAUGAUCUCCAGAACACCAUCAGGGACAACCUCUACCUGCGCACAGUGCCUUGCACAACACGGAGUCCCCGGGAGGGGGAAGUGAAUGGUGUGGACUACACUUUCCUGACACUAGAGGAGUUUGUGGCCCUUGAAAGAAGCGGGAGUCUUUUGGAGAGUGGAAUAUAUGAAGGCAACCACUACGGUACGCCCAAGCCGCAGGAGGAAGGCCUGCUGCUGCCCGGGGCGCACCCGUCCUCGGAAGGCAAGCGGCGCAGGAACCGCUCCAACGUGGAGGCCAUGACGGCCAAGUCCCAGGAGCCGGCCCCGUCGCCCAGCCCGACCCAGCUGCAGGGGCUGCAGGCCAACGGGGCCGGUCCUCCCCGAGAUGCCAGCCCCGGGGCCUUUGACCUGGAGCCGCUUCCCGCCUGCUGGGAAAAGGCCUACACCGAGGACGGCGAGCCCUACUUCAUCAACCACAACACGAACACAUCGCAGUGGCACGACCCGAGGUUAAGCAAGUCUCGGGUGUCGUAUGACGAGGAGUACGAGUUACCAUAUGGUUGGGAGAGGAUUGAUGACCCACACUACGGGACAUAUUACAUAGACCACGUUAACAGGAGAACACAGUACGAAAGCCCACUCCCCCAUCUGAAGCUGCAAACCUCACCUGGUUCACCAGGCUCUGGUGCGAGUGCAGUACAAGGUAACGGCAGUGUCGGCGGGGGCGGCGGCUGCAUCUCUCCGGGCAGCGGCCAGCUGGCGGCGGCCAGUCCGCAAGGCUCCCAGUCAUCCCAACAGCAGUUGCUGGGAAACAGCAGCGCAUCUCAGCCCCGAGAGGCCAGCCCCAUCCCCGGUGCAUCGUCGGCAAGCCCCUCCCACCACCAUCACCACCACCAGCGGCAGCACUCCCCAACAAGCGGUGGCGCCUCCACGUCUUCCUCCGCUGUGAACAAUAACCAAGGGGCCACGCCCCCGACGACAGCUGCGCCGCCGCCUGGCUCCGAGAGGGUGCUGCCGCCACCAGCCGGUCCUUCGGCCGACCACCGCCAGGGAGGAGGAGGGUUGCUGAUGCAGCUGGGAGGCAGCCCCCAGCAGCCGCAACCCUCCGCCAACCACCGGCCUGCUGGCACCAUCACGACCACCCCCACCUCGGCCGCGGCCGCUGCCGCUGCACUGCGCACGCACCACCGGCCGCCCCCCGCCACUCCCACCACCGCACAGGACAGCCCGUCUCCUUGCGCGGUGGCGGCCCUCCCGGCCUCAGACCAUGGCUCACACGGCCGCCUGCCUUACCUGUUUACGCGGAAUCCAGCAGAGCUUCAGGGUGACAUCAUCCACACGUCACUCGUGAAGAGUGCCCGAGGCUUUGGCUUCACUAUCGUGGGUGCCGACGAAAACGACUCCGAGGAGUUUCUUCAGAUCAAGAGCAUUGUUCCCAACGGACCUGCUUGGGCCGAUGGGAAGCUGCGCACGGGCGACGUGCUGGUGUACGUCAACAGCAUCUGCGUCCUGGGCUACACCCACCAAGGUGUGGUGAGCCUGUUCCAGUCCAUACCGCCGGGCGAGAUGGUGCACCUGCAGGUGUGCAGAGGCUAUGCCCUGCCUUUCGACCCCGACGACCCGAACACCGAGAUCGUCACCACCAUGGCGGUCAUGUCUCCCGACGACCCGAUGGCACACCACCGACCCCGCCCCGAUGAUUACCAGGACAUCUACUCAAGCAAGAGCUUGGAGGACCUGGACAGCACGGAGACGCGGACGCGGCCUGCAAAGUCUAUGCCAGAUCUGAGUGGUCCGGACAGGCCACGGCCGCAAAGGCACAACAGUGCCGACCUGCUCAGUGUCGGCGGUGGAGGAGCCCCAGACAUCCUCGAUUUCUCUGGGCCCGCUUCCCCCGGCCCAGUGGGCGCCAAGCCACAGACACUGACAGUGGAGAUCGUCAAGGGAACUUCGGGCUUUGGCUUCACAAUUGCAGACAGCGCCUAUGGCCAGAAGGUGAAGAAGAUUCUGGACGAGCCGCGCUGCCGGGGCUUGCAGGAAGGGGACCUGCUGGUGGAGAUUGAGGGUCGGGACGUGCGAGGCCGCCCCCACACGGAGGUGGUGCAGGCGCUCAAGGACUGCCCCGUCGGACAGGCGGCACGCAUCACUCUGCACCGAGGCGGCUUGCGGCCAGCGCCUUCCUCGCCGGCUAAAGUCAAGGCUCGUGCUGCCAAGGUUCGUCCCUCGGAGGACUUCCUCUCGAAAGGAUCCAACUCGACCUUCUCACAUUUCGCCCUCAAAAGUUACCACUCAGAUGGUUAUGUACCAGCAUUCCAAGGCCCAUACCGGAGCAAAACGCCAACUGCCGAGCUGUACAGUACACGCGAGAAAGAAACCGUGGUGGUGAGCCGUCCCAAAACCCCGUUGGUAGACACCCGGCAUUGGACGUCGCCGUCCGCUGACACCUCAGGCAACACCAGUGCCAGGUUGGAACAGCAGACGUCUGCUCCAAGUAUGGACGAUACACCGGUGGCCGGUGCAUCGUCAGGCAGCUCUAGUCCAGCCAAGCCACCCAGGACAGGCCAAUACGGGGCCUGGUACUUUGAACCAGCGUCCCGCCAGCCGGAGUGGGCCGGUCAGAACUUCCGGGACACAACGAUCCGGCCUGGAAAUCCGAGCCAGCAGCAGCCGCAGGCACUGUCCCAGCAACAGCAGCAGCAGCAGCAGCAGUCGCCCCGGUGGUACUCUUCUGCACAAGCUGACUAUGGCACCACGUCUGUCUAUGGUGCCAAGGCAAACAGCCCUGCGUCGCAGCUGAGUAGUCCAAUUGUCGAGGAGCGACCAGCACUGUUGACGCCGACACAGAAGGACUGGUCAGGCCUGCCGGCUACGGACGGCCUCCCGCAAGGCAGGGGUUGGAGCUACAGCUCUCCCGACUACGGCUACACGAGACUGCCCAGCCAUCAGUCACCGGGGCUGCGGUCUCCACUGUCCUCGCUUACGCAGCAGCUAAACAACAGUCACGUGAGCAGCGGCAGCCCCUACUACGGCCUCUACGGUUCUUCGGCACUGGAAUCGCCAAGCUUUGCACAGGAUGGUCUGUCGGGCCGCAAGCACUCGACCUCCUUCGAGCACGAGCAGCCUGUAACGUCGGCAACGAUGCGUCUGGGAGCUGACACCCAUGCGUCUGACGCAGUGGACCUGGUGGUGACGCUUCAUCGGCAGGAAAGCGGGUUUGGCUUCCGCAUUGUGGGAGGCACAGAGGAGGGUUCUCAGCCUGUGCGCUUGCUGCGUGCGCAGGUCUCCAUUGGUCACAUAGUGCCUGGUGGAGCUGCUGACCUGGACGGCCGGCUGAUGACGGGCGACGAGAUAGUCUUUGUGGAUGGCCAGAAUGUCCUGCAUGCGUCUCACCACCACGUGGUCCAGCUCAUGGGGGCCGCUUCUCUGAAUGGAUGCGUCACGCUGGGCCUCAGGCGGAAAGCGCGCUCAUUGGUGGACUCUCCUCAUCGGUUAAACAACUGCGAAGUCACAUAUCCCUACAACGUGACUGUAAUGCGUCAUGAGAACGAAGGCUUUGGCUUUGUCAUCAUCUCAUCAGUUGGGAAAGCGGGAUCCACAAUAGGCCGCAUCAUUGAGAACAGCCCCGCGGAACGCUGUGGUCAGCUGCACGUAGGCGAUCGAAUCUUGGCUGUCAAUGGGGUCAGCAUCCUAGACAUGCACCAUGGCGAAAUUGUCAACCUCAUCAAAGUGUCUGGGCUGUCUGUUGUCCUCACCAUAGGACCACCCUUAGAUGACACCUCAAGCAAUGCAUCUGUCUCACAAAGGGGCGAGGAGGUGGGGGGCACACGUGGUCCAGAGCCCCCUGGGGGCAGCGGCGGCGGGGCUCCCAUCGACGGCGCUGGGGGGGAGUACCACAGCGUGGAGCUGCAGCGGGGGGUGCGGGGCUUUGGAUUCAGCAUCAGGGGGGGCCGGGAGUUUCACAGCAUGCCCCUUUUCGUGCUGAGGAUCGCCGACCAGGGCCCGGCCCAGCUCUCGGGAAAGCUGCAGGUUGGGGACCAGAUCCUGGAAGUGAACGGCAUCAACACGAAAAACAUGACGCAUGCCGAUGCCAUCAACAUCAUCCGACAAGGGGGCAACACUGUACGGCUCCUGGUCAAGCGGACGCGAAAAGUGCCAUCGCCACUUGUUGUGGAGAGCCCACCGUCCCUGCUACACCCUGGUAUGUCUGGCCUCCUGAACGGUCCCCUGAGCCAGAGCUCACCUCGGAGUUCAAGCCAGGUGAACUCGCCUCCCCAGCAGAAGGACUGGUACAACUGGAACAUGGACACGUGAUCAAGGGGGACCAGGGGAGCCUGCCUCCCCGUGCGCGCAGGGUUCACGACGGCCCUCGGGCCGCCACGGCUGGCCUGGAUGCCUGCCACUGUGUAAAGAGUCAAUAAGCUAUGACAAUUUUUUUCUGGAUGUCUUUCUUCACAUUUGCUGUCCAUUCUCUCAAAAAAGUGUAGAUUAUUUUUAGCGUAGGCAGCUCUUGGGAGGUGACGACAGCUGGUCAGGCAGCACAAGUGGACUGAGCUGUGUUCUCAGGAGGACUGUCUUUCUGCACAUCGUGUACCGAUUGGAGAGCCGUUUUUUGGCUAGACUCUCUGUAUUGUGCGUGUUUGUGUGUGUAUGUGUGUGUGUGUAUGCCAAGCCACACAGAGUACCACAUCCGCCAUGCAGUUUGAAUGUGCACGCACAGUCAUGUUGAACAUGGCAUUUCUGCAACAGGCUUCAACGCUGCACGUGGGUUCAGCAUCCGGUGCACACACACGAACUCAGCGGCUUCGCCAAAGUUCGGAAUGAAAUUCAACAAAUGCAGCCUCUGCUUCCUCCCCUUCCCCCCGCCAUUUUUUUUUUAUGCUGUUACAUUGAGUAACCUAACGCAAGUUGAAUGCAAGUGCACAAGUUAUAUAAUGGGCUUGCAUUCUUUGUUCCGUGUUGGCUCUUCGUCAUUUAUAUUGUUGCACGCCCGUCAUCUGCAUCCGUUUGUCGUAACUAUGAUUGUACAUAAACCAAUUUAAUGCAUCAAACUCGCACCUGUUGUUGACUAAGAAUGUCCUUUGGCACUCCUUUCUCUUAAAUGACUACACUCCCUUCCUCCUGUUGCAGGGUAACGGUUACGGCUGGAGCUCGCUUGCUCAACCUGACCUCUCUGCUUUUCCUUAAAAAGAAAAAAAAAACUAUUGUUACACUUAUUCACAAAUAUAUUAAAUAUGACUGGGGAGGCCUGUCUGGGUACUGGCACACUCCUAUUGCCAAAGGAGUUGGCCAAGACUACUGUUAGUAAAUGCACUGUCGGUUUUUAAUUUUCAAGGUUUGCCUUUAGGGAGUGUUUUAGUAAUCACUACCAUUUUGGCUGUAAUGUUGAUUGCAUUUUAGUAUUUAUAACCUCACAACUUCUUGGCACAGGUGGUACUAAUGUGCAGGGCUGGUGGAACAGAGCAAGCUGCUCAAUAUGGCUGUAGUACCCGUAAAAGCCACAGUGGCAUACUGUUCAAUCAGAUUCGUCAUCCUUUGUUAUGGCAUUUUUGUGUUUUGUCAGAACGAGCCCUUGUUUUGCUGUCAUGUGCCAGUCUUGUAAUGUUCUGGCCAUGAUAGUGAAAAAGUGAAGGCUCACUUGCUGCUGUAGCUGGAUGGAGUUAAGUCAUGGCUAUUGAUGUUUCCAAUUGUGGCCGAUACAAAUGCUUUAAUUUGAUCUUAUUUUUCUUUAAUCAUCGCCGCCGUGGCCGCCUGAUACCGAUGAUAAGAAUGACCCAGUGGUACUCGAGCCAACAGCAGACGACGAACAGAUUCUGAUCAGAAUAGAGCACGAGUAGAAAGCACCGCACAUUCAUGGCUUGGAAUUCUGGGCACUUGUUUUGUAGGUAGCAUGGGCAGAGUGCUUGAAAUUGUUGUUAGCUUCAUUGAAGACGUUGCGAAACAUUAAGUUGAACACAAGUUUGCAUUAACUGUUUCUAUUGUUGCGGCAUUGACAUGCCUUACUUUCAUCUUACUUUUCAUAAAGGGCACUUGCGAUCGUUAGAUGCUUUUAGAAGAAAGGUGCUUUAGUCAGCAGGUAGCUACUGGAUGUCUUUCCCUUUAGGUGCAAUUUGUGCCUCCACAGUUUGCAUUCUUGAUGGGUCCUCGCUUGCCAUUUUGGCUUCAUUGCCGAACUUUUCCCUCCACGAGAAGCAUUCGUUUGGUUCAGAAUCACAUUGAAUGGCUUAGUGUGAAAGGACGGUAAGGAAGAACAGCUAUUGAAUCAAAUAACAUGUGCUAGUUAAUGAGUUUUGACACUACCUGCACCGUCACUUUGCUUGAUUUUGCAGAAUGUGCCACAGAGCAGCACCACGUUAAGCGAUCUGUGUCCUGGAAAAUGAACCGAUCUGCCCUUGACAGAAAUUGAGGUUUUGUUGCGUGAUUCGGAGCAAAACGCCAGUUGUGCCUGCAUGUAAUGCAAGAAUUCAAACCUUGCAUGCAGAAGUGUCAAUGUGUCAGUUCGCUGUGAAAAUGUUAAGUCGUGCACAUACGAAAGUGGCUGUUGAACUGUGCACACAAUUGUAGAGUCUGUGUAUAGUUUGUUCUUGUCACUCUGAUCAUUGCAGCUUUGAUUACGAUUGCAUACAGAGGCAUGCACGCGCUGCGCUACGCGGAGAUUGCUAUCGAGUUGAUUUAGACGGCAUGAUGGUGACAUCAGUUUGACAAGCGUUUUGCCAUCAGCAUAAAUUGAAACACGAAAUAGCUGAUAACAAUGGCUGUUGCGCAUAAUUACGUGGAAGUCCAACGUGUAAUCACUUCAGCCGGUUUCUAAGCAUCAAUUAGUGCCAAGGGUACGUUUUGGGAGUCCAAAUUGAACCAUUGUUAUAGAUGUGAGUGAAACUGGAAACCGAACAACAUGAUGGAGCAGUUUCAGAAUUAUUUGCAUUUGUGCUCAUAGUAUGCACCUCGUACACACUUGCACGGAUUCCUUUUACUCAUUUUUAUUUUCAGGACAAAAAUGAAUUUGAAGUAGAGAAAGCUAUGGCCAUACAUACCUCUGAUUUUUUUUUUUUUAGAUUAUGUGCAGGUAAGGUCAGUGAAAUGUCACAAAUACUGCAGUAUUUUCAUGUAGUAUUCUAGCUGAAUAUGUGCACUGGAUGUUUCCUAUAGUAGUUGCCAUAUUUAACCCUUGCUUACCUUUUAAUGCAAUGUAAGAUUGCUUAUUCUAUAAUAAAAUUAACUGGCCAUAAUUACAUACUUGGAAAAUCUAUUACAGUGCAAAGGAUUAGAGCAGAAAUUGCAAACUUGCAUCGUCUUACACUGCCUCCACUCAUAUGUAUUUUGCACUCUAGAAGGGUAUUAAGGCAAGCUUUAGCUUAUCAGAAUUUAUAUUUAGUGCCUCUUUAAAAGCACGGGUAGCCCUAGCUUUGGACCUUCUACAUAUCCUCAUGGUGCUUAACCAUGCCUAGCUUUUAGUAGUACACCCACACUGACUUUUAACAUGAGGUUGUUUUAUAAGGCGGAGGACUGUUUCUGUUAUUCAUGUAGAAUCCACAAAGAUAUUGUCUAUCUGGGCUCGAAUUGCAGAUUUUAACACACACCUGUUUUUAACUCUCAUGUAUUUAUCCACCAUAAUGGAAGAGGAACAAAACAUCUUUCACGUCUUGUUUAGAAAUUUUCCUUGCUUAUUUAUAAGAACUUGCCAUUAUUUUCACACCCGCAUUACUUCGCACAAUCUUUAUUUUUAGCUUCUCGCAUCAAAUGGUAACGUGCGAGUUCAUCAAUCAAAUCUCAUUCAGUUAAACAGCACUCUUCUUGAGAUCGUGCCUGCAUACCAUAGUGAAAACUUGUCAGGGUUGCUCUGUGAACCAUUCCAAUCUUGUCAUUAUUUCUGUCUUCAUUGCUUUUCCAGAAAAGGGCAAGGACAGGAACAUGAAAAAAGACACACCGUCAUGUUCAUGUUCCUGUCCGCAUCCCUCUUUACGCGCUAGUGCAAUGUCCCCUUCUCCAGAAAAAGCAGAUACUGCUUAGAAAUUGUUCACCAUUGCCACUGUUCACAUCUUUUUGCAUGAAUUACAUGUGUUGAGCAGAUGAGGCAAGGCCCAUGUACAUAUAUGUGACAUUUUACAUUGGCUCUGGGUCGAGUAGAUAUAGGUGUGAUCUGACCUGUCUUCUAUUGCUGUCUUAAAAGGUACUGUUACACUCCUACAUUUAAAGAAAGUGGUCUCUGUUAUGGUGUAAAAACUAAUCUGGAGGGUAAGAUAAUAAGAUAUAUAUAGGAUGUGUGCAAGUAAAACAUAAGAAAUGCAACAAGCACAUUCCAACCUUUGACAAGUCUUAACGGAGCAGCUUUUAAGGUUUUCAAUUAAGCAGUGCUCAAACAAUCAUCUUCCCCUGCAGCUUUGGUAUAGGGGCUGUGCUUUCAUUUGGUCACUUACAGCGAUUCUUUCACUUUUAUGCGAGGAUAUAACAUACUGCUACUAAAUUCCUUGAAUGUGAACAUUCUGUUCACAUUUGAACAGACGGCAUGUCACGGACAGCAGAACACCACUUUGUUGCAUUACCUCUCUAAGAAAGAUGGUUCAAGUGUUUGCCUUCAGACAGCCAGCUAUAAGGUUCAAAGAAAGAUGGUUCAAGCGUUCAUCUUGAGAGAGCGAACUACGAGGUCCUUGGCAGGGGAUUUCCCACCGCACCCUACAACCAUUCCUCGCCCCGUCUCCUAAAAAGCGGCACGUCGGAAGGAAAGUGAUCAGUUGAAAGUACUGCUCCAGUUUAGGCAGUAAGCCAUAAAAUCAUUUACUCUUUUAUUAAUUUUUUUUUUCUGUAUGCCAUUUUCUCAAGUCUCAUUGACUGAAAUUUUAAUUUUCCAUUCAUGUAGCACGAGCACAAUGUUAUAGGUGUUAUUGUGCGGUGAUCUUAAGCUUAUGAUGUGGUGUGGAUGCCAAAAUGAACCUGUGCCGUUGGCUUUGAGCAUUGUAUUACGAAGGAGAUGGCAGCUGAAGGGGUGCAGUAUUCGUGGCUUUACUGCCGGAAGAGCUUGAGAGCUUUGAACGAAACCAGAUCUUUACAUAAGGCAAGCACCCCCCCCCCUCACCCUCCUCCUAAGGCUUACAGAAUCUUCCAUUGCUGGUUAGAGUAGCAUGGCAUUAGCUACUGCUUUCUGCUUGAAAAGCGCAGUAGUGACUGAGAUGGAGAAAUGUUUUUGACAAGUGCCUCCUGUGCAUUGCUGCACAGAAACCAUGUUUCUGCCAAAAUUAGCAGCUUGUCUGUCUUAGAUGUAAUAUAAGGAAAGCAGCCAAGAAAGGAUUAAAAAAAUAAAGCAAGCUCUCAGGUGAAUGUUCUCGAGCAUAUAUUUUUCCCCCACCUGAUCUUGUUGUUCCUGGAGAAUCUACACGCAUGUUUGUUUUUUUCUUAUUGCCAAGUUUUAUCGCUGUAUUAUCGGUGCUACAAGGAUCCCGAACUGGUAUUUGUUCUUUGGGAUUUUUCGCACCCCUCUCUCUCUCUCUUUCUCUUGUUCUCGUGUACCUUUUUGUACAAGCCUUUAGUGUGUCUGAGAGAGAACUGUGUAAAUUUAGCUAGUAAAUACAAAAAGUGUUAUUAUCGCUGUCUAUUGUAGGCAAGAAAAGAACUAUUAGAAGUGUAAAAUGAAAAGGAGAUUGGUGUUUUGGUGCAGUGAGCAUUUUUUUGGCGCAUGAGAAGGGUUAGAGAGAUUGGCCGCAGACUUUUUUUUUUUUGUGUUGGUGCGGCUCUUCUCUGUUUGACAGUGUGCCAUCUAUGACAAGUCUGGAAAUAAAUUUUAUCUGCAGAGA